AUCCGUACACUGCGGUUUAAAUUCCGAUGACAGAUAUUUCCCAGAAUACCAGAGCAGACAAUGCCGCGUCCACCGGAAGACUAACACAAGCGUACGCCGCGAGCCCGCACGGGGACCACCAAGGGUUCCCUAUCGUCAUGACCGACAGGCCCCGGGAGGACAGCUCCGGAAAGGACCCGCAACAACUCGGAGAACCGAAAAAGCCGUGCAGGGCUUGUACCGACUUUAAGUCGUGGAUGAAAUUCCAGAAGAAGACACCCGCGGCAGCAACGGAAAAGUCGUCACAGCAGGUGCCCCUGGCUGAGGAUUUACAACCCCAAUGGCAGCCAGAGUGUCCACUGGACAGGGAAGAGUUAGGGCGCAACACCUGGUCCUUCCUCCACACUAUGGCUGCCUACUACCCCGAGCAGCCAUCUGCCAGUCAGCAGACAGACAUGGGACAGUUCAUCAACCUCUUUUCUCACUUCUUCCCCUGCCACGAGUGUGCUGAGGACCUGCGCACAAGGUUAAAGACCAAUCAGCCAGACACUAGCAGCCGCCAUGCCCUCUCCCAGUGGCUGUGUGGUAUCCAUAACGAUGUCAACAUUCGCCUGGGGAAGCCUGAGUUUGACUGUUCCCGUGUCGACGAGCGUUGGAGGGAUGGAUGGAAGAAUGGGAGCUGUAACUGAUCAGUCAGUUGACUUGUUAAUUGACUGGAAUUAUUGGUGGAUUGAUAACUUAAUCUGGGAACUGUGAGAGAUGCAGCACACAGUUCUAAUGAGUCCCAUUUCCUUUAUAACUGUGGUGUACUGACCUUCCAACUCUCCCUUCAGAGACCUGAAUCGACACACCUGAAUCUGAUAAUUAAGGGCUGAUGAUAUUUGACAGAAUCAGGUGUAUCUGUUCAGGACUACAACAAAUAGUCCUGGGGAGGGGUUUGGGAAACCCUGGCAUGGAGGUCAGAGACAAAAGACAAUGCAGGACAGAGUGUGUUGUAUUUUGCUAUUGAUGCAAGAUUGCCUGAACUGUUGGUGUUUAAUGUACUUAACUACUGAACUGAACUCAAGAUGGACUCAAGAUGAACCACCCAUUCAGUCUGUUGCAUAUAUUAAAGAAUAUACUUCUAA
Messenger RNA from Esox lucius (northern pike), 1106 nucleotides. RefSeq names its product growth factor, augmenter of liver regeneration (ERV1 homolog, S. cerevisiae) (gene gfer). The record is from RefSeq and is a predicted model, not a curated record. NCBI's taxonomy places the organism in Eukaryota, Metazoa, Chordata, Actinopteri, Esociformes, Esocidae. Gene Ontology annotation, biological process: liver development. Bases 27 to 668 code for a protein of 213 amino acids. Gene Ontology annotation, molecular function: flavin adenine dinucleotide binding; flavin-dependent sulfhydryl oxidase activity. Gene Ontology annotation, cellular component: mitochondrion. The transcript has 3 exons.